AUGGACGCCUCCUCCCUCCGCAUCUCCAAGUUCGAUGGAACUAACUUCCACGCCUGGAAGUUCAAGAUGCAGAUGGUGCUGGAGGAACGGGACCUAUGGGAGGUCGUCAGCGGUGAGAUCAAGGCGGAACAGUGCGAGACUCAGUUGGACCAAGCGACGUACAAGAGGAAGUCAAGAAAGGCGAUGGCAGUGAUCUGUCUAGCCAUGGAAGAUUCCCAGCUACCGUUGGUCCGGUCGGCAAGUGGUGCAUGCGACGCAUGGUCAAGGUUGGAAGACCACUUCGAGAAGAAGAGUCUUGCCAACAAGCUGUUCUUGCGCCGUCGCUUCUUCACGACAAUGAUGGAAGAAGGCGACGAUGUGCUCGAACACAUCAACAAGCUCAAGACGCUGGCGGAACAGCUAGAAGCGGUGGGGGCUCCAGUCUGCGAGGACGAUCUGGUGAUCACACUCCUCGGCAGCCUGAGUGACUCGUAUCAAUUCUUGAUCACAGCUUUGGAGUCGCGCUCAGACACUCUUAGCUGGGAGCUCGUGACGUCUCGACUGCUUCAUGAAGAAAUGAAGCGGAAGGAGCAAGGAAGUAAAGGUGAUGAAGCUUCGCAAGGUCAAGCGUUCAUCACAAGGGACAAUCAGCGCAAAGGGCGACCAGUGAAGAAGUCCUGGCCGUGCCACAAUUGCGGAAAGAUUGGUCACUGGAUGGCGGAGUGCCCCUCGCGCAUCCAAGAAAACACGGAGAGACACCGGCCACAGCGUGCUCAAGACAGCGGCGACCGCUAUCGAUCACAACGUGCAAACGUCGCUCAAGAAGAAGACUCGGGCGACUACCUCUUUUCGAUCGGUGAAACGACAUCUGCGAAAUCGAGCGACAUCUGGCUGGUCGACUCCGGGGCGACGCAGCACAUGACGUGCUCCAAGAAGUUCAUGCGGAACUACAAGGGGUUUGACGCUGUGGAUGUCCAUCUCGCGGAUGAUGGAAUCGUCCAAGCAAUCGGCAGUGGGGACAUUGUCAUGUCGAUGAAGACACCCCAAGGGAUGAAGAAAGGUGUGCUCACAAACGUGUGGCACAUCCCAAAGUUAUCCAGAAACCUGUUCUCGGUCGGCCGCUUCACCAAGGAUGUCGGCCCAGUGACGUUCACGAAGGAUGGGUGCUAUGGAGAAGCGAAAGGGACCAAGUGGAAAAUUGGUGCCCGUGAAGGUAAAGGACUGUUCAAGCUGCAAAUGAAUCCAGUGGCGCCGGAACAAGCAAAUGCAGCCAAGUCGUCGGGAUGUCAAGGGGGCACCAAGUCGUACCUCUGGCACCUUCGGCUUGGCCACAUAGGUCACGAUGAACUCAAUUGCAUCGUGACGAAGAACAUUGGAAUUGGCAUCGACAUAUCUUCGGUGAAGAAGUGGGACGUGUGUGAAGGUUGUGCUCUGGGAAAAACAGACUCGAGUGCGCUUCCAAUCAAACACUACAGCUCGCACCUCCAAACUCCUCGAAGUGAUUCACAGCGACGUAUGCGGACCGAUGUCGAUGGCAACUUUCAGUGGAAAACGGUACUUCGUGACAUUCAUUGA
Messenger RNA from Peronospora matthiolae, 1554 nucleotides. The record is from the annotation of a GenBank genome assembly. NCBI's taxonomy places the organism in Eukaryota, Oomycota, Peronosporomycetes, Peronosporales, Peronosporaceae.